Messenger RNA from Penicillium canariense, 1581 nucleotides. RefSeq names its product cytochrome P450. Gene Ontology annotation, molecular function: oxidoreductase activity, acting on paired donors, with incorporation or reduction of molecular oxygen; iron ion binding; monooxygenase activity. The transcript is spliced from 2 exons. Bases 1 to 1581 code for a protein of 526 amino acids. Lineage: Eukaryota; Fungi; Ascomycota; Eurotiomycetes; Eurotiales; Aspergillaceae. The record is from RefSeq and is a predicted model, not a curated record.
AUGCCUCUUGAAUUUACCGCAAUAGCAACCAUCGUUUUUGCUUUCCUGAUUUUCCAUGCUUGCUGGACACUGUUCUUCAGUCCUCUCGCGAGAAUACCAGGGCCCAAACUAUUCGCACUGACUGUUUUGAGACUCGCCAAGGAGGACUUUUACGGCACACGCACGCGGAUUAUUCACCGUCUUCAUCAAGAAUACGGCCCUGCUGUGCGUGUGGGUCCCAAUGAGGUCUCCUUCAACUCACUGGCAGCCUUGCGCCUGAUCUAUGGGGCCGGUAGUCCCUUUGGACGCCCGCCAGCGUUUUAUCGUAUUUUCGAUGUGUACGGGCGGUCACACCUGUUUACAUUUUACUCCUCGGUUGAGCAUGCAGCUCGAAAAAAGCUCAUGAGCCAAAUGUAUUCCAAAUCUAACGUCCUGAAAAGCCCGGUCGCGGACUCGAUUCAAGAAAAGGCUAAGGAUUUUAUCAAGUUGGUCGAGUCUGAUCCGCAGACAGCGUCCGAUCUGGUCAAGAGCUUGCAUUUCUUCUCCCUGGACAACAUCACCUGGAACACAUUCGGGGAGCGCGGAGGCACGGCGACUCUGGCGGGGCAUGUGGCGGACAGGCAGAUCUUGAGUGAUAUUGACGAGCCCACAGCGCGCAGACACUCAUGGUUUCAGAUCCAUCUGCCACGUUAUACUCGUUUGGUCAUGUCCGGCGGCCCGUACUUGACAUCGAUCCUUGAUGUAAUCGGUCUCCUCCCAGGAAAAAGACCAGUUGCAUACAGCGGACUUCAAGACUAUGCCUUAGCUACCUUUGACACCCUUCGAGGAGAUAAAACCUCGGUACCAAGAUGUGAUGGCGGUCUGAUGAUGAGGCUGUUAGAUGAACAGGGCAGCAGUUCUGGGAAAACACCAAUUUCCGAUAUGGACAUCGCCGCAGAAUGCGCGGACCAUCUUGAUGCCGGUCUGAAGACGACAAGUGAUACAUUGAUGUUUGCUCUAUGGGCGCUAUCGCUGCCCGAGCACCGAAGCUAUCAAGAACGUCUCAGGGAAGAAGUGAAGGGCAUGGAACCCGUCCUCAAUGGCAACGGUUCUACUUUACCAGCAGAUGUAUGCGACCGCCUUCCUUUCCUUGAUGCCGUGAUCAAAGAAACAUUGCGUUUAUACGCACCUAUUCCGGCAUCCCAGCCCCGGACCAGCACUCGAGAUGCAAUCAUUGAUGGCUUCCAUAUUCCUGCCAGGACAACAGUCAGCUGCCAGGCGUUCUCCCUCCAUCGCAACCCAGAAGUAUUCCCCGAUCCAAAUACAUUCAAGCCCGAUCGAUGGCUGGCAAGCGACAUGGAGACUGCCGAAAUGAAACGCUGGUGGUGGCCUUUUUCCAGUGGAGCGAGAAUGUGUCUUGGAAUGCACUUAGCGCUCGCAGAAAUGAAGACAUUGAUGGCAGCUAUCUAUCAAGAAUACACGACAAAAAUGGACCGGGAGUUUGAGAAGUCAUCUCCAACUGCGACAAGCCGAUUUGAGUUGGUAUAUGAUGACCACUUUCCCAUACGCGAGGUUCGUUCAGCUACCGUUACUCUCAAAACGGAAUCAACAACUCACCUGUGA